GGGGCGACAAUGCAUGCGCUGAGGGGCAGGCGGUGUGGCCAUGGUGGCGACACCGGUCCCAUCCGUAGCCCAUACUCGAGCAUAGUCGCGAGUCCCCCCUCCCCCUCCACCCCAUGCCAUCCUCCCGGGCAAGGCAAGUGAGGUGCUAGGGUUAGGCGCACUUGAUUUCCGUUUGUCCAUUAGGUCAUCAGCCACCUGAUCAGAGCCUGCCUGCACUGCCAAGUCAAAGCAGAGCCGGCGGUUCGGGUGUGCUGGCAGGGCCGUGACAUGUUGCAACUGGCUCGCCCAAAGUGUGGUGUGCCACAGCGCCAGGACCCGCGCCGGCCGGCAACCCGCUCCUGCAGCGUGCUCGAAGUGAGCGGCAUGAAGUGGCGCAAAGGGGUAUGGGCCAUAAUAGCGCCCAGUGCCCCGCGCACCCGUGCACGUGGGGGCUUAUGUGGGGCCCGGUAGAGCGGACACGGGCAUGCAGGGCGCGGGAUAUCGGGACGAUUCAUGCCCUCUCACUUGAUGUACGGCCAAGCUAUGUGAAUAUGAUGCUUGGCGGCAUUGCCGUAGAGGAAUUCGCAGGUGGUGUGGGUUUGUGUGUGUAUGCAGGCGACCAGAUAGGUUUACUAUAGGUUUAUAGCUCCCCUUUCCGUAAGACUUGGCGGGCAAACGUGCCCCUAGGUUGCCUCUUUGAGUAUCACUGUCUUGCAACGGCAGAGGUUUAGUGGUAUUGCGUACAAACUAAUGCUAAGCUGGGUUGCAGUCCUAGCACUCCACCCACCUCUUGCAGCUGGGCAAGGCGUGGGUUUCCAGUUGGGAGGCGGUUGGCAGGUUGCGGGUGAGGAGUAGGAGGAGGAGGAGGAAAGUCGGGUGCCCCGCGGUAGGGCUUCCGCAACCGUCUGGGUGCGGCGAGGCUCGGGGCGCAGCUUGCGAAUGUGUGGGGUGAAAGGGUGCUGGUUGCAACUCGGUCCUCACAAACGGGAAACGGCAGGUAGGGACGUUCGGUGUGUUUUAUGACACAAGGAUCGUGCAGGAUAUGCACGACGACAACGUGGAAGAUGCGAGGGCUGCUGUUGACCGGUCGGGGUUGCAUACCGUAAUGCUUCUGUACCCUCGUAAAACGUUACGAGCAAGGCAAGCCAACAGCACCUAGUUAGGGUUACGGCCGGAGAUGGAGCUCCACGGUGGAAAUCUUUGCCAUGUUCGCUUCGUGCCUCCUCGCCGUCAGCUCUCCUCUCAACCAUGAACCCUACCCCUCCCACGCGUGCCCAUACUACCACGCUUUGACACCUCCCUCCCAGCGCCCGGUGGAGCUGCAGCGCCGACGUGGCGGCGUGCCGUGCAGGGGAGUGCUGGAGUAGAUGAUGCACAGCGGCCGGACGGGUAGCCCACGGUGCGUGGUGCUCGGAUUUGUAUAAUGGAAACGAUGGCAGUAAUAUACUUCGAAGUGGCGUGGUUGGGAAACAUACCGGUACGCUCGCAUUUUUGUCCUUGCUAUGUUCUUGGCUCCAAGCUGCACAAAGCAAGGUGUUACAUCGGUCUGCCAGGUCCUCUCCAUUCUUUGCGUCCAGGAACAUCUUGGCCCUGGCGCAGGCGCAGGGUGCAGAAUCCCAUCGCUCCUGCAAUGCCAACUUACCCAUGACGUUAAGUCUAUGACCGUCUGGGUGUCAGCCACCAUUAUAACUCUCGCUGAAUACGUUUUUGUUAUAGAUCAUGAAACGUUCGCUCCAGAGCGGUUUUAUGGUUACCGCCAAUGCGCAACCCUUGGUUUCGAAGCCAUUCAUUUCAGCUAGACUGAGGAGGCGACGGCACAGCUAAGUAAGAGAACUUUCUAUAUGCUAUCAGACUAGAUGCCAUAGGCUGUUGGACCUCAUCCUAGAAUAUGUUAGCACAGCAAGAUUCGUUGACUACACAGCAAGUUCCUCAGUCAACAGGGGUUUUACAGCCUGUCGAGCAACAACAGCCAAUCGUUCUUUCUCCCAGCAGCACUCUACCUGAUGAGAAUACUGUACACAGGAUGGAUGCUGCAGCGCUGGCAGCGGCCUAUCGGCUGCGGAUUGCACAGGCAGCCGCGUCGCCUGCCCCAGCCGCUACCACUCAGAGCAUCAGAACCACCUCUGCGGCACGCCUGCUAACAUUCGUCAACAACAGCCCACACCCAACUCCUACCGUCCACGGCAACGACCAGCACAGCGUACAAAAUCUCGAGCGGAAAUGGAAAUUGCUGUACGGCACAAUGAAAAGCCACUCCCAGGCCGCGGCCGACGUGUUGAUGAAGCAGGCGCAGUCCACCAGCCAGGUGGAGGAGCUGGUGCAGCUGCUGCUCACGCAGCUUAAGGCGGGUGCCGAGGAGCGGCUGCGGCUGCAGCAGCUGGUGCUGCAGGAGCGGUCGCAGCUGAUGGCGCAGGCGGAGGAGGCGGCGCAGCUGCACCAGCGGCUGCACAGCUCGGAGCAUCUGAGCACCGCCGUACAGGUGGUCACGGAGUCGCUGCAGGGCCAGCUGUCUCAGGCGCGCGAGGCGCUGGAGGCCAGCAGCCGGGAGAAGCAGGGGCUGGCGGAGCAGGUGGCGCAGCUGUCGGAGCAGGUCAGGCAGCUCACGGAGCAGUUGUCGGUCACCACCGAGUGCCGUACACGCGGCGAUGCCCUCAUUGCGGAGCAGGCUGCCGUCAUUGAGACGCUUCGCCAGCAGCUGCAGGAGCAGGCCGCCACCGCCUCCCAGCUGGCCGAGGACAAGGCGGACCUGGAGUCGCAGCUGCAGGGGGUGCUGCGGGCGGAGCAGGAGCUCACGGGCCACCUGCGGGAGACGCAUGCGGCCAUAGAGGGGCAGCUGGCGGCGCUGAGGGACCAGCUCAAGGCGGAGCGGCAGAAGCGCGCUGCAGUCGUGAAGCGGCGCGGGGAGCUGCAGGGUCAGGUGGAGCAGCUGCAGGCGCAGGUGGCGGCGCAGCAGGCGGAGAUGACCGCGCUGGUGGAGAGGCUGGCGCGGGGUGGAGGUGUUUCCCAGCCGCACGCCACACAGCCGGCGCCUGCACGCGGCCCCGCCCAGCCGCCCAGUCAUGUGGGCCCCACCGCCUCCUCAUCCGCCAAGGCAGUUGCCCUCCAAGCAGCCGCGCACGUACGGCACACGGCGGCGGCGGCGGGUGGUGCUGUCCCCGGCCACCGCCUGGCCGCGGGUAUGGCAGCUGCGGCGGCCUCUCCCGCGGCGGCGGCGGGCGCGUCAUCAGCGGCCGGCACUGCGGCAGGCGCAGCUGACCGGCGCAGCAGGUCGACCCUGCGGCCGAGCUCUGCUAACGGGCGGCCUGCCUCCAAAUCGCCGACCACCUCCACUGCCAGCGGCGUGCGCCGGCCGGCUUCGGCCCGGCGGAGCGCAACUCACUCGCCCUCGGCCAGUGCGGCCACGGAGGGAGAGCUGGAUGAGGCGUCGUCCGGCCCCAGCACUGCGACCGCCACGCCUGUCACGCUGCAUGUGCCGUCGUCGCUCACGCCAUUUGACGAGAGUAAGAGGACUGCACCUCCGCGCCAACCUAUGUUUGAGAAGGAAGCCGUUGCGACCGCCCACGGCAGCAACGGUCCGCCGCAGGCAGCUCAACAUGAACGCAGCUCGGGUGGAGUGGCAACCGGAGCUCAGCCGCCGCCGUCCCCGCCCAUCAACCUUCCGCCGUACCCCGCCCAGAGUACCGACCAAGGCGGCGGUGGCGGAAACCGCCGCCGGUCCAUCUCCCCUGAGCCCUCACGCGCCAGCCUAAACGCCGUACAGCACGCCCGACGUGCAAGCCCCGGUGUCGACCGUGCUAAUAAGCCAAACACUGCAGCAAUGGGCACCUGGCUACCGUAGAGUGGGGUUAUGGGGUGCUGGGUGAAGGCUAGGUGCACUGUUGGGGGCUUGGGGCUUAUGCUUGACGGUUUGUGUGCACAUACCGGUAGACUGUGUGACUGACGCCUUUAGCUGCGCGUAACAGUAGAGAUUUUGCAGUGUAGAGCAUGUUUCUUUUUAAAUGGUAGGUGAAAACGGCGUCAUUAGGCACACUGGUACAU
Astrephomene gubernaculifera is the source of this 4017-nucleotide messenger RNA. NCBI's taxonomy places the organism in Eukaryota, Viridiplantae, Chlorophyta, Chlorophyceae, Chlamydomonadales, Astrephomenaceae. The record is from the annotation of a GenBank genome assembly.